This is a messenger RNA of Cornus florida, 1230 nucleotides long. RefSeq names its product elongation factor 1-delta-like. Bases 134 to 832 code for a protein of 232 amino acids. Gene Ontology annotation, cellular component: cytosol; eukaryotic translation elongation factor 1 complex. The transcript is spliced from 8 exons. Gene Ontology annotation, molecular function: guanyl-nucleotide exchange factor activity; translation elongation factor activity. NCBI's taxonomy places the organism in Eukaryota, Viridiplantae, Streptophyta, Magnoliopsida, Cornales, Cornaceae. The record is from RefSeq and is a predicted model, not a curated record. Gene Ontology annotation, biological process: translational elongation.
UUCACCUAUGCUGCCCUAGGUACAGUUCAGCUUUCAGACUCGAGAGACACUCGAAGGCAAAGGGAGCUUGUGGACCGACCGCUGAAAAUUUCCCCGAAACCUUGGCGUAAUAGACACUGCUUAAUAUUUAGCAAUGGCUGUCACAUUCUACAAUCUCAGCUCAGAGUGUGGCCUGAAGAAGCUCGACGAUUACCUCCUUUCACAUAGUUACAUCACGGGGUACCAAGCUUCAAAGGAUGAUAUCACAGUGCAUGCAACUCUUUCAAAACCUCCACCAGCUAAAUACGUGAAUGUGUCUCGGUGGUUUCACCACAUUGAUGCACUUUUGAGGAUUUCUGGUGUUUGUGGUGAAGGUUGCGGUGUCACUGUAGAGGGUUCAGCUCCUGUCACUGAGAAUGCUGUUGCAACUCCGGCUACUGUUGACACUAAGGCCUCAGUUGCUGAGGAUGACGAUGAUGAUGAUGUGGAUCUCUUUGGUGAAGAGACUGAAGAGGAAAAGAAAGCUGCUGAGGAACGUGCAUCUGCCAUGAAGGCAUCUGGAAAAAAGAAAGAAUCUGGAAAGUCGUCAAUUCUGUUGGAUGUGAAGCCAUGGGAUGAUGAGACUGACAUGCAAAUGCUUGAGAAAGCUGUUAGAGGUGUUCAGAUGGAAGGAUUGACUUGGGGAGCUUCCAAACUUGUACCUGUUGGAUAUGGUAUAAAGAAAUUGCAGAUUAUGAUGACCAUUGUGGAUGACUUGGUGUCUGUUGACAGUCUCAUCGAAGAACGUCUUACGGUUGAGCCAGUUGAUGAGUUUGUCCAGAGCUGCGAUAUUGUGGCCUUCAAUAAAAUAUAAACUGGGAGUUUGUUGGACUUGCUGGAAAUGCAUGCAGGAGAGGUUCGUGCUAGUGAAGAUUCUGUUCUGCGCAUGGCUGAUUUUAAGUUACAAAUAGUCACUAUAUUCCUAUGUUUUCUUUCUCCAUGGCUUCUUCGCUAUUAGGGUUAUCAAUUACACCAUUUUGCAUGAUGAUCUAAAUGGAUGCUUUUUAAAGUGAUUGUACUGAUAUGAUCGCUGCUUAUUCUCCAGUCAUUUGCAAUGAGGAAUGGAUUAGGUUUUUGCAGCUUGAAUAUGGUUUGGGUUUUUGCUUUUAUUUGGAAUAUUACUAGUGCUAGUGAUUGAAGUUCAGUAUGGCUGGAUUAUAAUAUAAUCUUGUCUGCAUGGUCUCCUGCUAAUCCAGAGUGUUUUGCUUACUA